Molecule: messenger RNA, 1372 nt
Organism: Annulohypoxylon truncatum
Lineage: Eukaryota; Fungi; Ascomycota; Sordariomycetes; Xylariales; Hypoxylaceae
Product: Isochorismatase hydrolase
Exons: 4
Coding region: 338-1120 (260 amino acids)
Source: RefSeq, a predicted model, not a curated record
AGAAAGAGAUCUCUUCAACUUAGUUGAUAAUUAAAUCGGACUUAUAGAACGACGGAGGUUGGAAUAGUCGUUAUCGGAACCCCGCUUAUAAUGACGAUAAGACCUCAUUCAUUUCUGCGAAGCCUGGAAUAAUACGCCGUGCUUAUCGCCCAAGACACAUACCUACCGCUAUCCACACUUGAGAAGAAAAGGUUGGCACAAAAUACAUUCAUACUUCAUGUAACUUUCCCCUAGAUAGAUACCUACCUACUUAGGCAAUAUAGAUUGAAGUAUCAUAUCCUAUACACUCAAUUACAUGUCCCUUCUUCAAACCAGGAUUGGGAAACCGUAAUUAAGGAUGCGAUCAUCUAGCCUAUCCUGUUUGCUUGCGCUUAGCAGCAUAGGAUACGCAACUCCGUACUCGAGCAAGCUGCACAAAAACACAGCUCUUGCUAUUAUCGACGUUCAGAACGACUUUAUCAAUGGCUCGUUGGCUAAUCCACGAGCCCCUGUGAUUCUGCCCAAGAUCUACCAGCUUCUGGACAAUCACGAAUGGCCCUUCAUCGUUGCUUCUCAAGACUGGCACCCACAUGGACACGUCUCAUUCUUCUCAAGCCAUCCGGGUAAAGUGUCCGGGGACACGGUGAACGACAGCUUCGUGGACACACCCACGAAGAUCGAGAUCCAGAUGCUGUACGCAGACCACUGCAUUCCAGAGACCUGGGGCGCCCAGAUCGAGAGCGGCGUCCAGACGCGGCUGCAUCUGAUCGAGGGGUACCGGAGCCCCGUCAACUACAUCAAGAAAGCGCAGGACCACCGCGUGGACUCGUACUCCGCCUUUGCGGAUAACCAGUACCACCGAUUCACGACUCUGCACUCGGAGCUAGGCCUGCACAGCAUCGAAACCCUUGUCGUCACUGGGCUCCUGACCAAUGCGUGCGUGCGCGGCACGAGCAUCGACGGGAUCAAGCUGGGCUACGAGGUCAUCCUUAUCGAAGACGCCACCGAGUCUACGAGCGCCGCGGACAAGGCGGCUGCGAUUGAGGAGCUGGAGGGUUGGGGCGUGCAGGUUAUGAAUCUGACGACUUGGGAGAAUGCGAAUCCCACGCCAUCCAAGUUAAGGAUGAGAAGCGAAUUGUGAUCUAGCUCGUGUCGAACUAAUCUAGCAUCAAACAAAGGUUACGCUUUAGAUAGCUCAGAUAAUAAUUAAUGAUAUCAAUAAAUAAUUGAGGGUAAAAAAAAAAGUAUGUUGAAAUGGAAAGGGGGUAAAAAGGGGUUGACCACCCCAAGAAAAAGUUUGAUCUGGCCGUCGAGGGAAUCGAACCCUCGAGCAGGCGCUCACCAGGGAAACUAGAGCCAUAGCAAUGAGACCAAUUGUAAGCACCGCCAUGCC